UUGACAGUGACCACUUCACCACGAUCCCGACAACACCCAACGACCACCGAAACAAUGGGCGAUUCAUCCGUCGUAGCACCAUCCUGGCGACAGGUCGAGGUUGGCCGAGUCGUUCACUUCGGCAGCGGCCCAUAUGCUGGCAGAAUCGCCGCCAUUGUUCAGAUCAUCGACCACAAGCGCGUCCUUGUGGAUGGCCCAUCGAAGGUCUCUGAGCUUACAGUCCCACGUCACGCCGCUGCCCUUAACUCACUCUCCCUCACUGGACUCGUCAUUCCUAAGCUUCCUCUUGGAGCUGGUGUCACUGCUCUCUCAAAGAAAUGGGAGGAAUUUGGUGUGGACAAGAAGUGGACCGAGAGUCCAUACGCAAAGAAGAUCGAGAAGGCUACCCGGAGAAAGGGAUUGAGCGACUUUGAGCGCUUCAAGGUGAUGCGCCUGAGGAAGCAGGCCCGCUUCGAGACUCGCAAGGCUCUUGCUACUGCCAAGGCAUAAAUGGCGACAUGAUGCUCCAUACCCUCAUGCAUCAUGGCAGCACUUGUACGGCAGCGUAUGCAUUUCACUCGGAACAGGAUGGGCUGACUUGUACCACCUGGGCGAACGGCGGGCGCAUGGUGGAAGAAAAAGGCUAUCUUCAGGCUUUUGAUAGCGAUUCGAGCAUGGCCCUCAGUGGGUUCUUAAAUGUCGUAACGUGAAAUUCUCAAUAUCUGUCUCACUGCCACUUUGUUUCUAUCACCUUCAAUGCAAUUCGAGUGAAUUUUAUGUAUUUACAUGAAGUCAUAUGUAUUUAUCCGACCAAAGUGGGCGUGGUUUCGGUGGCCUUGGCAAUAAUCUCUC
Molecule: messenger RNA, 831 nt
Organism: Sphaerulina musiva SO2202
Lineage: Eukaryota; Fungi; Ascomycota; Dothideomycetes; Mycosphaerellales; Mycosphaerellaceae
Product: Ribosomal_L14e-domain-containing protein
Exons: 3
Coding region: 55-489 (144 amino acids)
Biological process (GO): ribosomal large subunit biogenesis; translation
Cellular component (GO): ribosome; cytosolic large ribosomal subunit
Molecular function (GO): structural constituent of ribosome; RNA binding
Source: RefSeq, a predicted model, not a curated record